AUGAACAGAACUCGCAUACAUUGUCCAUUUAGUGCAGAAGAAACUCCACCAGAGAACAUGCGAAAAAUAUAUAAACAAGAGAGCACUCGUAUUAAGACAUAUCUUGAAGAGAAUUAUGAAGAAAUUGGAUCAUCAACAAUGAGAUUUACGGAUUUUCUGACGGCUAUAAACAUUGUAUCCGUUGAUGAAUACAUACUGGCAAUUCUCCCAACAUUUGAACGUUUAACAAGCCAAAGAACAGAUGGCUCUAUUCAGUUAAUAUCAAGUGAUCAAGUAGGGAUCCAACUAAUGCUCGAGUUUCAGGUAUCUCCUUCUAUGUAUGAUACUCUUUUUUUUUGUCACAGUACUGUUAGUUUAAAUGAUGCAGUCGCCUCAUAUACUGCCGAUUCUAAACUAUUUCUUGAUGGAGAAGGUGGAUCAGCAAGUGCUGCACUUAUCGACAAUAUAUUUCCAACUAUGUCAGUAACAAGCUCAGGAAGAUGCAUCUUGUUAACCAGCUUUUCUAUCUAUAUCAAAAUAAAUGGCCACAGCAGAAAAUAUACGUUGGAAUAUAUGUCCCAUAAUGCGCAUGUUUACUAUAAAGAUUAUUAA
Molecule: messenger RNA, 591 nt
Organism: Phycomyces blakesleeanus NRRL 1555(-)
Lineage: Eukaryota; Fungi; Mucoromycota; Mucoromycetes; Mucorales; Phycomycetaceae
Exons: 4
Coding region: 1-591 (196 amino acids)
Source: RefSeq, a predicted model, not a curated record